Ceutorhynchus assimilis (cabbage seed weevil) is the source of this 1131-nucleotide messenger RNA. The record is from the annotation of a GenBank genome assembly. NCBI's taxonomy places the organism in Eukaryota, Metazoa, Arthropoda, Insecta, Coleoptera, Curculionidae.
AGCACAAGAUCUUAGCUUGCCGCGUUCAUGGGAUCAAUGGCCUCAAAAUUUAAUGCUUCCAAUGAUGCUCAUGCGUGAGAAUUUGAAAAAGAGCAUUUUCCAGAGAGUUGGUGUUACUCCACCUGCAUCUUUGGAUUUAAGCAUAACCCCGGCACCCAAACUGAAUAGGCAACUUUUAAUUCAACAUCACGAAAGCGGAGGUUUUGUGUGUGGUGAUUGCGGACGCACUUACAAACUAAAGAGUUCUCUCAGGAACCAUCAGAAGUGGGAAUGCGGUAAAGAACCGCAAUUUCAGUGUCCCUAUUGCAUAUACAAGGCCAAGCAAAAGAUGCAUAUGGCUAGACAUAUGGAGAGAAUGCACAGGGAAAUUGAUUAUUCAAGUAUAUUUAAACAAGAAAAAACGGAUGGAGGAGAAAACGCCGAUUCUAAAGAAUCUUCCGAUGGUUUGAGAGAUUAUUCAAUGAUUAAAAAUGUUACCACGGAAAUGAAAAUGGACGAGGAAGGAUCUUCUUGCUGAAAAAAAUGCUCCAAUGUAUUUAUUCUUCAUAGAAUUCCAAAAUUAUUUUUGCCAUUCCAAUUUUUCGUAGACAUUUGUAUAAAUACCUAUAAAACUGCCUUUACUACAGGGUCUUUAAACUGAUUUAUACAGUUGGAUGAACAGUUUAAUUUAAAACAUUAUAUGUUGGCAGACAGACCGCUACCUUAUCACACCAUAGUUUGAAUAAAAUCGUUACCUACUAAAAAAAUAUUUUAAUGGUGGAUAGGUAUUAAAGCCGUUACUCGUUAGCAGCUAUCAAUUACCUCUUAUGCAUAGACCAUAUUGGCCUUAUUUUGACUGUUCAUCCAUUGUGGAGGUCGGUGGGGUCUUUCACAUCACACGUGCCUUACAUUUUUCUAUAAAACAUAUACAUACAGUUCCAUAAAAUUGUUUUCUACCUCAAUAUUUAUACUAUCGUGAACACCCUGUAUAUUUCUGAAAUGUAAACUCAAGGGAUUAACUGCCAAUUUUUAUGGUAUUAUAUACACUAUUUUUAUAUUUGCUAGUUACAUAUAAUUAUUAUUAUUGUUAUUUUUAAGUGUAUAUGUAUAAUAAUUAUUUUCUACUUUUAUAUUACAUAUAAUAACGUGUUA